Molecule: messenger RNA, 1317 nt
Organism: Mytilus trossulus (common blue mussel)
Lineage: Eukaryota; Metazoa; Mollusca; Bivalvia; Mytilida; Mytilidae
Product: heat shock 70 kDa protein 12A-like
Exons: 4
Coding region: 87-1199 (370 amino acids)
Source: RefSeq, a predicted model, not a curated record
AUGAAGAAUCAGAAUAUGCAUUGUCAUUAGUUAAUAGUUUUAACGACGACCCCUGUGGUAUAUCAUUUCCUAAUUUAAGGCAAGCAAUGCCUAAUUCCAUUCUUCUAGAUUCGCAUAAAAAGGCUAUAGCCUUCGGCUAUGAGGCUGAGAAUCAAUACUAUGACCUAGUUCGAGAGGAAAACCACCAUGAUUGUUAUUUCUUUAGACAGUUUACAAAGGAUAUUCAUAAGUUACAGGAUGGAGCUACUACCCUUCACACCAUAAAUGUUAAAACAUUUGACCAGAAGAAAGAGAUAUCAGCACAUUCUCUCUUUGGCAUGCUUAUUAACUUUCAUGUUGAUGAUGCGUUGAGCAAAUUAAUUAUACUCGAAGUGCUUACUCCAGAAGAUUUUAAUUGGGUUUUGACUAUACCCACAUAUUGGAACAAUAGUGUUAGGAAGGCUUUAAUCCAAGUUGCAAGAAAGAAUACAAUUGUAGCUUCUUAUCCUGAAGCUGUAUCCUUAUAUUGGAAGUUUUGGUCAAUGAAAAAUAAAUUAGACAAGAUUGAUUUGUUUCGACCAGAAAUGAAGUACAUUGUUGUAUAUGGUAGUGGCGAUACAAUAGACCUUGCAUGUUUAGAGGUAGAAGAAGAUAAAUCAUUGACACAGUUGAAUACUAUGGUUACAAACGUGGAAGUCUGGAAAAAGUUUUUGGUAGGCAUUGUUGGAAAACAUGUAUACUCCGACUUCUGUUCACAAUACCCUAAUGAAGAAGAUUAUAUGUUAAGAGAUUUUAAAAGAAAAUCUAGAUCGUUUACCGAUGCUCAAAUAGUCACGUUAAUAGUUCCUGUAGAACUUAGAGAAUUAUAUGAAAAAUAUUCAGGUGGAGACUUCAAUGAUCCUUCCAAUAAAAUAGUGUGGCGUGGGGAUAAAAUGCGAAUAAAAAGAGAUUUAUUUAUAUCUCUUUUUGAUGAAGUUAUAGCCUUUGUUGUAAACGCGGUUAGAGAAAUGGUGAACGACCCUGAUGUUAUGGAUAUAUCACAUAUAGUUUGUACAGGAAGAUUAAUGCAGCUACAGAUGAUUGUCUGUAGACUUCGCGAAACAUUUCACAAUAUAGAUAUAAUAGAUCUCCCAGAACCCAACAUAUCUGCAUUGAAAGGUGCUGUGAUAUUAGGGCACUAUCCGAUAGUAAGUUGUAAACGAAAUUUUUACCGUUUAUAAUUGCGAAUAUCAAAAACAACAAACAUACAUGAAAAAAAAACAUGUAUAUAAGUUACUGAAAAUAUUCAGUUGAAACAUUAAAGUGUGAUAUAGUCAACUUUUAGUUUUUAUCUUCAUA